Messenger RNA from Medioppia subpectinata, 315 nucleotides. The record is from the annotation of a GenBank genome assembly. NCBI's taxonomy places the organism in Eukaryota, Metazoa, Arthropoda, Arachnida, Sarcoptiformes, Oppiidae.
AGAAAUGUGAUGACAAUUAAUAAUGAAACGAUUGUUUGUUUGCAGAGCUCUCAGAACCGAUUGCUGAUCAAAGGCGGACGUAUUGUCAACGACGACAAUAUCUUCGACGCCGAUGUCUAUAUCGAAGAGGGAAUCAUCAGACAAAUUGGUCCGCAUUUGACAGUUCCCGGGGGUGUGAAGACGAUCGAAGCGAAGGGCCAGUAUGUGAUCCCCGGAGGCAUUGAUCCGCACACUCACAUGCAGUUGCCGUUUAUGGGAACGCGAGCUAUCGAUGACUUCUACACCGGAACAAAGGCAGCGCUGGCCGGCGGCACC